CCAUGGGGAUAUACAAAGGAGCAUCCACCUGGGCUGGCCUCCAUCCACUCCUCUGCUCCACCCUCGUCGACGUGUCAGAAAACAUAACAAAUAAAUUACCUCAGCACAACUCUAUAUGGAUUUGUACUCUUUCAAGACGACGAUAAAUCAGCCACCAAGUUACACGGUGGAAAAUGACCCGUUUAACUACUGGUUAGCGCUUUUAAUCAGCAACCCUUCUGGAAUGUAUGUGGAUUAUAUAGAUCUGUUCGGACGUUCUGAGCACAAGAGAAAAGACAGGACUUUGAAGGGCAAGUGCUCAGUGGAUCUGCUGUUGGAUUAGACCUCAAACCUCAAAAAGGAUUGGUUCGAUCCCUUCGGCCCAGUUAGCCCUAUGCAGGCCGACAUGGCACCCAAGAACGCUGACUCGGAAGCCGUGCGAGUCCCAGACAUGGCAGCGAUUCCCGCGAGGGGCAGGCAGGACGGGGAGAAGGAGAAGGAGGCGGAAAAGGAUACUUCGGACGAGUCGGGAAGCGGAGGGUCUACGGACCGAAUCCCUCUGCGUCGAUGGGUCAUGAACGGAGCCGUCAUGUUUGGCCGUGAAUUCUGCUAUGCCAUGGAGACUGCCCUGGUCACGCCUGUCCUGUUGCAGAUAGGGCUUCCAGAACAGUAUUACAGUCUAACCUGGUUCCUGAGUCCUAUUUUGGGUUUGAUUCUCACUCCUCUGAUUGGGUCAGCCAGCGACCGUUGCACCCUGAAAUGGGGCCGAAGGAGACCCUUCAUCUUAGGUCUCUGUGUGGGAGUAUUAAUCGGAGUUGCACUUUUUCUCAAUGGAUCCCUUAUAGGCUUGGCUGUAGGGGAUGUUCCUGGGAGCCAACCAAUAGGCAUAGUACUGACAGUCUUGGGGGUGGUGAUCCUUGACUUCUGCGCCGAUGCCUCGGAGGGACCAAUACGGGCCUACCUGCUGGAUGUGGCUGACACUGAAGAGCAGGACAUGGCUCUAAACAUCCAUGCCUUCUCAGCUGGAUUGGGAGGGGCUGUUGGAUACAUGCUUGGAGGUUUGGACUGGGCCAACACCUUCCUGGGCCGGGCCUUUGGUUCCCAGGAGCAGGUUCUCUUCUUCUUCGCUGCUGUUAUUUUUAUCGUUUCCGUUAUACUUCACUUGUUCAGCAUCAAGGAGCGUCAGUUCAAGCUCCAUCAGCAGGGCCUGGGAGCUGACGAAGCAGACAGCUCCUCCUCGGUACAGCUCAAUGGCAGCCUGCCCUCCACCCGUCUCCUGCGACCGCUUGACCUCAUCGGGGAAGAGCCCUCUGAGGAGGAGGGGUCCGCCCACGAGGUUCAGAUGGAUUUCCUCAACGUGGACAUGGUGAGAAGUAAAAGCGACUCGGUGCUGGCCAUGCCGGACGCCACCAUCGAGCUUGACCCGGAUCUAGACCUGGACCUGGAGGGUCAGUUCUUGAGCGAUAUCGAGCCGAGUGUCUUCGACGACUUUCAGCCCUGUCAGGAGAGGACGGUCGAGCGUCGCCAUAGCAGCGUGAGCCAGCCCAGCCAGUCGUCGCGCGUUGACUUACAGGGGGUCCACAGUCAAGACGACAUCGUUAGUGCCAUUGCAAUCAGUAAAGUCGCCAACGGAGAUGUCGCUGGUCCGAGCCAAACCAGUGCGGUGGGCGUGAACAGCCAACAGGGACGCUUGGGCCGACUGGGUCACCCCAGCGCCGGCCCGUACGUUCGCCGUCGCCAUCCCUCGUUCUACCGCCAACCCUCGUUCACGUUCUCUUACCACGGACGCGUGGGCUUCCAGCGGCCCCGUCGCCGCGCCAACACGGCCGAGCCGAUCAAGUCGUCGAGGAGCCUGAACGACAUCUACGCGUUGACGCGGCGGCACGGCAGGCGGAAGCUGCAGCAGAGCAGCACCACGGUGUCCAGCAGCGAGGACACGGAAAGCGAGGACGAGGAGUCGAGCACCACGGUGAAGCUCCUGUGGCUGUCCAUGCUGAAGAUGCCUCCGCAGCUGUGGAGACUUUGUAUCUGUCACCUGCUCACCUGGUUCUCCAUCAUCGCCCAGGCUGUUUUCUACACAGACUUCAUGGGUCAGGUCAUCUAUGAGGGAGACCCAACGGCUGCUGUGAACUCCACAUCCCUGCAGAACUACAAUAAGGGUGUACAGAUGGGCUGCUGGGGUCUUGUUAUCUAUGCUGCUACUGCCGCUGUCUGCUCAGCCGUACUACAGAAGUACCUGGACAACUAUGACCUCAGUAUCAGGGUCAUCUACAUGCUGGGCACUCUGAGCUUUGCUGUCGGCACGGCCCUUAUGGCCAUCUUCCCUAAUGUCUACGUCGCCAUGGUGAUGAUCAGCACAAUGGGAAUCAUCUCCAUGAGCAUAUCCUACUGUCCAUAUGCGUUGUUAGGGCAGUAUCACGAAAUCAAAGAGUACAUCCACCACAGUCCGGGGAACUCUCGGCGAGGCUUCGGCAUCGACUGCGCCAUCCUGACCUGUCAGGUUUACAUCUCUCAGAUCCUGGUGGCGUCGGCCCUGGGCGCGGUGGUGGACGCGGUGGGCUCAGUCAGGGUCAUCCCAAUGGUGGCAUCUGGAGGCUCCUUCCUUGGCUUCCUCACCGCUGUCUUCCUCAUCAUCUACCCUGCCACCCCUGAGGAGGAGGAUGAUGAUGACAGUGAUGACGACAACGACAACGAUGAUGAAGAGGAGCAGGGCCCGGCCACUAAGGUGGAGCCCGGAGCCAGCGACAGCGCAGGGAAGACCAAAAAACUAACAUCCAAGAACAGUGCCUGUAAACUGGAGGUUGAAUCCUCUAUUUGAUUGAAGAGGAUAACAACGAAGAUGCGAAAGCUAACAGUGGACAGUGACUACAAAUCCCAGAAUGCACUACAACCUGCGGGCAGUGCUCGGAAAGGCAGCGGAAGGGACUUGUUUCGGGAGAGACCAGAGUGUCAUCUCCACAACACAAAUUUCCAAAGCAUUGAUUUCAUUGCCUGAUUGAAACAUAGAAUUUGUUCCACACACUGUUCAGUAGGAAUGGUACAGGUAGCAGCUGAGAACUUUAU
Molecule: messenger RNA, 3042 nt
Organism: Chanos chanos (milkfish)
Lineage: Eukaryota; Metazoa; Chordata; Actinopteri; Gonorynchiformes; Chanidae
Gene: slc45a4b
Product: solute carrier family 45 member 4b
Exons: 7
Coding region: 374-2797 (807 amino acids)
Biological process (GO): transmembrane transport
Cellular component (GO): membrane
Molecular function (GO): sucrose:proton symporter activity
Source: RefSeq, a predicted model, not a curated record